GUACAAUCUUCGUUGUUUCUUCUACUGCACGGUUUACUCCAAAAACCGCAACGCGCAGUCUAGAGCCCUAAAAUUCCUCAUUUUUUUUGGUUCUCCUCUGCAAGUUCUGAUUCAAUUACAGAUUAAAUUCUCCAAAAUCUAGUAGAGAAUUUUUCUUUAUUAUUAAUUUUUUUGGGGGAAUUGGGACCAUAGUUUCAACUUUCAGCAGCUGAAGAACUUCUUGGUUUCGAUUCACCCAGGCUUCUGGAGGGAUUUAGGAUUGUCUGUGUUGGAGUGUUUUGGAUAUGGCAGUUCUCUUGGAGGACAUAAUUCGGUCCGUGGAGAUGUGGUUGAGGAUUAAGAAGCAGCCAGAGCCUUACGUAAACCCUGAUCUUGAUCCUGUUUUACUCGUACCUGGUAUUGCUGGUUCGAUUCUGAAUGCCGUAGACGAAAAUGGUAAGGCAAACCGUGUCUGGAUUCGACUUAUUGGUGCUGAUUACACACUGCGGACGAAGUUAUGGUCUCGUUUUAAUCCAUCUACUGGUCAAACAGUGUCAUUGGAUCCAAAAACAAGAAUUGUGGUGCCUGAAAGUAGAUAUGGAUUGGAUGCAAUUGAUGUCUUGGACCCUGACAUGGUCAUUGGACGUGAUUGUUUAUGCUAUUACCAUGACAUGAUAGUAGAAAUGAUCAAGUGGGGUUUUCAGGAAGGCAAAACUCUUUUUGGGUUCGGUUAUGAUUUCCGCCAGAGCAAUAGGUUUCAGGGAACCAUGGAACGCUUUGCUGCUAAACUAGAAUCGGCGUACACCGCUUCUGGGGGAAAAAAACUAAACAUUAUAACUCAUUCCAUGGGAGGUUUAUUAGUGAAAAGUUUCAUGUGCCUGCAUAGUGAUGUUUUUGAGAAGUAUGUGAAGAAUUGGAUUGCGAUUGCUGCACCAUUCCAGGGUGCACCUGGUUAUGUCACAUCCACCCUCUUGAAUGGGAUGUCAUUUAUCGAAGGGUGGGAACAGAAUUUUUUCAUAUCGAAAUGGAGCAUGCACCAGCUGCUGAUUGAAUGUCCUUCAAUGUAUGAAUUGUUGGCUUCUCCAAAUUUCAAUUGGCAAAACGUUCCACUGUUAGAAAUAUGGAGAGAAAAGCAGGAUAACGACGGAAAACCAACUAUUAUGCGUGAAUCAUCUGAACCAACAGAAGCUCUAUCGAUAUUGGAGGAAGCUCUUUCAAGUAACACGGUUCAUUAUGAUGGAGUGGAUAUUCCUAUGCCAUUCAACCUUGAGAUCUUGAAAUGGGCUAAUGAGACUAAAAAUUUGUUCUCAUGUGCUAAGGUUCCCCAGGGAAUUAAGUUCUACAAUAUAUAUGGUAUCGGUUAUGAUACGCCGCACAGUGUUAGCUAUGGGAGUGAGGAAAAACCUGUUACGGACCUUCAGCAACUGCCAUUUUUCGAGGCUAAUUUCACGUGUCUUGAUGGUGAUGGAACCGUUCCUGUGGAAUCCGCCAAGGCGGAUGGACUCAAUGCAGAGGCAAGGGUUGGAGUUCCUGGUGAUCACAGGGGGAUAGUCUAUGAUCGCCAUGUCUUUCGGAUACUCAAGCAUUGGCUAAAGGCAGGCGAACCAGACCCAUUCUACAACCCAAUAAACGACUAUGUGAUCUUACCCACAGCCUUCGAAAUGGAAGAGCACAGAGAGGAAGGCUUGCAGGUAGCAUCAGUCAGAGAAGAAUGGGACAUCAUUUCAGAGGACCAGGAUGUCCAAGGCAAUUCAGCCAAUAAGAAGCCUAUGGUGAGCUCAAUAUCUGUUUCUCAUGUGGGAAAGGAUCAAUCUUCACGAGCGGAGGCCCAUGUUACUGUUCACCCACAAAGUGAGGGAAAACAGCAUGUUGAACUUAGAGCAGUUAGUUUGUCUGUGGAUAGCUAAGAUUACACUGAUGGAAGUGUGGCAGCAAACCCUGAAAACGGGAACUCUGUUUCUACAAGAAUAUCUAAAAGUCGGGUGUACAGAUGGAAGUAGUUUCUUUUGUGUAUUAUAUCUCUUGUGUUGGAAGGAGUGGUGUUCCAAGUGUGUGUUAAACUGCUACUCUUCCCUGAUGGCCAUGCUUCAUAUUCAUUCCUAGUUGCAGUGUUGCAUUUAUUUAUGCA
This is a messenger RNA of Telopea speciosissima, 2107 nucleotides long. Its product is annotated as lecithin-cholesterol acyltransferase-like 4. The coding region runs from base 285 to 1886 and encodes 533 amino acids. The record is from RefSeq and is a predicted model, not a curated record. Gene Ontology annotation, molecular function: glycerophospholipase activity. The transcript has 11 exons. Gene Ontology annotation, biological process: lipid metabolic process. NCBI's taxonomy places the organism in Eukaryota, Viridiplantae, Streptophyta, Magnoliopsida, Proteales, Proteaceae.